GGGGGGGGGAAACCGUUUAAUCUCUUCCCUGUACGGGGGACCAGACUUUUUCCCUGUCGGGUCUCCGAUGUCGUUGGGCCUAACAUCGUGGAGCCGGUGGUGGCUUCCGGCCAGAACUAACCUAAGGGCUCCAGUCGCGGAGCCUGCGGACUCCCUCACCGUGGAGCUAGUUGACUUCAGAGCUUCGGAGGCUCCGGCUACAGGCCCGGUGGACAGGAACAUCGGGAGCUCACAGGUCCCUGGUGGGAGACCGCUUUUCGGAGCUCCCGCAACAGCAACUUCUCCCACUGGAAUCGCGGGGUUUAAAUGACUAGGAGCGGGGCCUAACAUCGCCUGGCGCGGCUUAACGGCUGUCACCCCCAGUCGCCUCGACGUUGCAGUUGGACUAUUGGACCACGGGAGAAGAACAAAGGGAAGAGAUAAGACUUUUUCCCUCCUUCACAGUGAGGAGGUGCUGGAGAUUCACUGUGAUGGAUGUUUGUGUAAAUUGUGUUAAAUGUGGGUCUUGGUUUUUUUUGUAAUGUUAAGACUGUAGAAAUGCAAUUUUGUUCAAACCAAGCUGUUUGAAUGACAAUAAAAGGCAUUCUAUUCUAUUCUAUUCAAUUCUAUAACUAUUGAUGGCCAGCAUCCAUUGAACCAACUCCCAACUGGUAAAAGGAAGAAAAAGGUAGAGGGAAAGAAAAUAUGUUUAUCUUCUCAAACAGUUUAUCCGUUGGCAACAAUUCAAGCAAUCUGUGUUCCUCCCUCCAGGUGGCAUUAUGACAGUGACAUAUACAAGUCGUGUGGCCAAUGCCCGCUUGUGCGGGUUUUCCAAGCUCUUGUUGCAGUGGAAGGGCAGCAUAUACAAAUUACUGUACAAGGAGUUCCUCAUCUUUAUGCUGCUUUACCUCACUCUCAGCUGCAUCUACAGGUUUAUGCUGAAUGAGAGCCAAAAGCGCUUCUUUGAGAAAAUGGCCAUCAACUGCAACAAUUAUGCUGAUCUAAUCCCAAUGUCAUUUGUGCUUGGGUUCUACGUCAGUCUGGUUGUGUCACGUUGGUGGAACCAGUACCAGAGCAUGCCAUGGCUCGACCGCCUUAUGUGCACUGUAUCCUGUCAUGUCCAAGGCAAAGAUGAAUACGGCAGGAUGCUACGAAGGACACUGAUGCGCUACGCAAACCUCGCUUCCAUCCUCACCUUCCGCUCAGUCAGCACUGCUGUCUACAAACGUUUUCCCACCAUGAGACAUGUAAUGGAGGCAGGUUUCAUGACUCCAGAUGAACACAAAAAGCUUGAACGCUUGAAUUCACCUCACAAUAAAUUCUGGGUUCCUUGUGUCUGGUUCGUCAAUUUAGCAGUGAAAGCGAGGCAGGAAGACCGAAUCAGUGAUUAUGUAUCAUUGGCACACAUCUUCAGAGAAGUAAAUAAUUUGCGCAGCCAGUGUGAGAAGCUCUACAGUUAUGACUGGAUCAGCGUCCCUCUGGUUUAUACACAGGUCGUCACCAUUGCUGUUUACAGCUUCUUUCUAGCCUGUCUGAUUGGACGACAGUUUCUUGAUCCCAGUCAGGGUUAUCCAGGCCAUGAGCUGGACCUGUACAUCCCUGCAUUCACCCUACUACAGUUCUUCUUUUAUGCAGGCUGGCUUAAGGUGGCUGAACAGUUAAUCAACCCUUUUGGUGAGGAUGAUGAUGACUUUGAGGCAAACUGGCUCAUCGAUAGAAAUUUCCAGGUUUCACUCUUGGCAGUUGAUGAGAUGCACCAGAACUUACCAGCUCUUGAAAAAGACAAAUAUUGGAAUGAUAAUGACCCCAAACCUCCAUACACAGCCGCAACAACAGAACACCGGAAACCUUCCUUCCUUGGCUCCACUUUUGACAUCAGCAUGCUGAAAGAGGAGAUGGAAUUCCAGCCCUUGGAGCAAAUCAAUGAGAACGAAGAAGUCAACCAUGCCACUCCACUUCUGAGUAACUUAGGCCGGCUGCUGGGAGUUCAGGCAACAAACUUGCAAAACAUUUCUCGAUCGACUCCUCGAAUCAAUCUAACGAGGAAGAGGAAUGGCACAUUUUCACCAGCUUCCAUGUUCAGCUUCUUGAGCUCGGAAUCAACACCAAAUGGAUUUCACAAGUCAGGAUCUCUUCCCCCCAACAGACCCUUUGCAAGAAUUCAACGAGCUUCCUCCUCCUCUCAUUCACCUUUAGGAUCAACUCAAGGCUGUGUUACAUUGGAUAGUGAGACAGGGGAUUUCGAUAGCUUCAUAUCCUCUUCACUCUAUGACAGACCCGGUUAUUACAGUGCUCCUCAAACACCUGUACAAUCCAUACCCAUGGCAUUUCCACUCAAACGGAUUCCUUUGAAGAAGCCCUCUAAGCUAGCCAACAUUUCUGCCUUCCCUGCCGGAAACCCAGGGAGUAACAGCAGUGUGUUGGCCUCAAAACCUGACGAGCUAGACAUGCACAAUAGCAUUAAUACAAAUAAAAUGUCCUUUAAUGAACCAUCUGAGAAGAUAGUAGCAGUGGACGGCUGCCAAAGUGCAGCUGAAGCAGAAGGUGCUACAAACUGUCAGUGCUUAAACAAUAAAGUAAUGUUAGAGUUAUCUAGCAGCUUCAGUCCUGGUAGCAGCAACAGCCUGCUAAUGAUUUCUGAAAGUCCACACUUUCUCUUCUCAGACAACUCUUCAGAUACAAAUAAACCUGAUAAUGGAAAGCAAAAACUAAAUAGUUUUCAGGAACGCAAACAUCCCAGACUGACCCUUGAGUCCCUUGGAUAUGCCAAUAACCCAGACCUUUUAAAUCCUUUGUACAACACACCAGGCCACGAGACAACCAUUUCCUCCUUUUCCUUCACACCACUGCCUUCCCCAAUGCUUGGAAGGUCAAGGAUAAUAAAUCAAAGCGGGACUGCAUCUGGUAUUGAUUACAAGGCAGAAAGUACUUCUUCCCCAGAAUUUUCUGAAACAGAGAUUUCUUCCAAGUUUCCCUCCCUAUCAACUCAAUCUACUCCUGACUGCACCAAAGAUGUCUGCAUGAAACCACUGUUGAAAAAUAUGACUGUGGCUCGAAACGAUUCAAGCUUCUCCCUCAGUGAUGGGGACCUAGUCAACUUCAUGAAUAUCGCAACUGAACAUGCAGAAACUGUCCCUCAGAAUGGGAAACAGGAAACUGUCACACCAGUAAAUAAAGGUAUUGUUUGGAUGGAAAACACAGAAUAAUGAAGAAUAUAUCAAAACCUUUAGCUUCCAGUUUAUGCUUUAUCUGUCCUAGAGAGUGAAUAAUCAUGAAUGUAAAUUUUGAAAUGACCAAAUUCGUUGAACAUAAUAUAUAGAACAGUACAGCACAGGAACAGCACAGCCCUUCAGCCCACAAUGUUUAUGCCAAACAUGAUGCAAAUUUAAAUUGAUCUCAUCUACCUGUGCACAAUCCAUAUCUCUUCAUCCCCUCCAGUUCCAUGUGAAUAUCUAAAAGCCUCUUAAAUGCCACUAACAUAUCUGCCUCCACCAUCACCCUCGGCAAUGCCUUCCAGGGCCCCAUUAUGCCCCUCAAAUUUCCAUUAAACUUUCCCUACUCUCUUUAUAGCUUUGCCCUCUAGUGUUGGACAUUUCCACCCUGGGAAAAAGGACUAUGUCAUCUGUGCCUCUCAUAAUUCUAUAUACUCUCUCAUAAUUUUAUAUACAAUUGAAUACAUUCCAAAAACUCUGAUAAUAUGCACAGAUUUUAGCAAAUGUAUCUUAUUUUGUUUUUAAAUAUUUAAAACAAAUAUAACUUUUGACACUGUAUCCAUGGUUAAAAUUUGGGAUUCAGAAACUGAUUCUGUAUUGAACAUUUUAUGAUUAAUCUUUUAUAUAAAUAACUCAGUGUAUGUUGUUGAGUCAAACCAUGCAAAAUCAGGAACACCUUUAGAAUCAAUGCUAUAUUGAUUGAAGCAGGUCCCUUUAUAAACUACAAGUAACAGUGAAGAGUGAUUGUUGAGAAAUUAAAACUAACAUUAAUCUAUUACUUCAGAGUUUAGUAGUCUGCUGCAUUUAAAUUAACACUAGCAUACAAAUAACCUUUUUUAAACAUUCACAACUGAUAGAUUCAUUUGCAAUUACUUGAUAAUGUAAUAAUUUUUCAAUGAUUCAAAGUGAUCCGGAACAAAUGUACAGGAGAGCAGACUCAAAGAAGAUGAAAGUUAAGAAGAUUCACAGAUUCAAAUGAUGUAGACUGUAUACAUCAGAAGGCAUGAUAUAUUUUUCUUUAAAAAAGGAUUAAAAGAAAACGACUAA
Leucoraja erinaceus (little skate) is the source of this 4238-nucleotide messenger RNA. RefSeq names its product bestrophin-2-like. The transcript is spliced from 9 exons. NCBI's taxonomy places the organism in Eukaryota, Metazoa, Chordata, Chondrichthyes, Rajiformes, Rajidae. Bases 759 to 3185 code for a protein of 808 amino acids. Gene Ontology annotation, molecular function: chloride channel activity. The record is from RefSeq and is a predicted model, not a curated record.